GUGUCGCUCUCAAAAAGAACUUUUUUAAAUUCUAUUUAGAAUUUUCAAUUGUUCUUUUUCGUUCUCUCAUUAAUUUCGCUCUCUUUUUGUUUUUUUUUCCUUGUUUGUUUGUUAAUUAUCUUCAUUUUCUAAUUAUGUCUCGAGUUAAAAAAUCUCAACAGGUUGAAAUUGUUGAAGAUACUGAUACUGAAUCGGUAGUAGCUGCUGAGGAAAUUGCUGGUGAUGUCGAUACACUUGUUGAUUUCGGUGUUAAUGUUGCUGAUUUAAGGAAAUUAAAAGCUGCUGGUAUUUAUACUAUUACUGGUAUUCAAAUGUGUACCAGAAAGAAGCUAAUUGCCCUGAAAGGAUUAAGUGAGGCAAAAAUUGACAAAAUUCGAGAAGCUGUUGCUAAAGCGGUUCCGCUUAAGUUUAAAACUGCUUACGAGCAGAGCUUACGUCGUGCAAGUGUUUUUAAGGUUUCUACUGGUUCGUCAGAUUUGGACCGUCUAUUAGGAGGAGGAAUUGAAAGUAUGUCCAUAACUGAAGCUUUCGGGGAGUUUAGAUGUGGUAAAACUCAACUUUCCCAUACACUUUGUGUCACCUGUCAAUUAGCUAGUGAAGGAUCUGCUGGUGGUAAAGCGAUUUUUAUUGACACUGAAAAUACUUUCAGACCAGAGCGUCUAAAACAAAUUGCUGAGAGAUUUGAAUUGGAUGAGAAGUCAGCACUUGAUAAUGUGCUUUAUAUGCGAGCAUAUACAUCUGAACAUCAAUAUGAGAUAUUGGAACAUACAACAGAACUUUUAUUUGAAUCUAAAAAUUCUAUCAAAUUAAUUGUGGUUGAUUCUGUGAUGGCUUUAUUCCGUGUGGAUUUCAGUGGUCGUGGUGAAUUGGCUGAUCGCCAACAAAAAUUAGCCCAAUUUUUAACUCGCUUACAAAAAUUAAGCGAAGAAUACAAUUUAGCAGUUUUUAUAACAAAUCAAAUGACCGCUGAUCCAGGCGCUGCUAUGUCGUUUCAAGCUGAUCCCAAGAAGCCCAUCGGAGGUCACAUCUUAGCUCAUGCCUCAACAACUCGAAUCGCUCUAAGAAAAGGUAGAGCUGAAAACCGAAUCGCUAAAAUCUAUGAUAGUCCCGAUAUGCCAGAAAGUGAGGCCACAUUUGCCAUAACGGAAGGAGGAAUCACUGAUUCUAAAGACGCCUAAUCAAUUAUUUCAAUCAAAUGAAAAAUGAUCAUCUUCAAUCAAAUAGAUUUGAUUAUCAACACUUGCAAUUAAUUUGCAAUCAAUUAUUUAUUAGAGGUAAAUUUACUUCAAUUAUCAAUUUAAUCAUCAUUUUUCUAACAUUAAUUAGAAAGAUCAUAAUUGCUCAAAAAAAUGUCAAUUUUUUAUGUUUUUUUCAGAGAAAAAAAAUCAAAUUGUAAAACUAAAUAAUAAUCACCGUUUAAAAUUUUGUACAAAUUCCCAUUCACAGGGUAUGAAUAGAACCUUUAAAACCCAAAAAGAAAAAAGUUACAAUUAACUGACAAUUUAAUGUAAAUCAUCGCCAAUCAAUUAAAUAGUUUCCAUAUUAAAGUAAAAACAAAUUACAACAAUUAAUGAAUGGGAUAAUUAAAAAUAUGAUAAAAAAACAAAUUGUUAACAAAAGUAAAACCAAAUGGAAACAGAUUAAUUAUUCUAAUAAUCAU
Messenger RNA from Panonychus citri (citrus red mite), 1660 nucleotides. RefSeq names its product meiotic recombination protein DMC1/LIM15 homolog. Gene Ontology annotation, molecular function: DNA strand exchange activity; single-stranded DNA binding; ATP binding. Gene Ontology annotation, biological process: DNA recombinase assembly; DNA repair; chromosome organization involved in meiotic cell cycle. The transcript is spliced from 2 exons. NCBI's taxonomy places the organism in Eukaryota, Metazoa, Arthropoda, Arachnida, Trombidiformes, Tetranychidae. Gene Ontology annotation, cellular component: condensed nuclear chromosome; nucleus. The record is from RefSeq and is a predicted model, not a curated record. The coding region runs from base 135 to 1178 and encodes 347 amino acids.